Messenger RNA from Rhizoctonia solani, 1467 nucleotides. Its product is annotated as FAD-binding domain protein. NCBI's taxonomy places the organism in Eukaryota, Fungi, Basidiomycota, Agaricomycetes, Cantharellales, Ceratobasidiaceae. The record is from RefSeq and is a predicted model, not a curated record. The transcript has 6 exons. The coding region runs from base 1 to 1467 and encodes 488 amino acids. Gene Ontology annotation, molecular function: FAD binding; oxidoreductase activity.
AUGGCGAUUUCGAAACGGGUGCUCAAGUCUUCUGAUGCAAGCUACCAUGUCGAGGCAAACAAACACUGGUCGUCCACCGCUAGAUCAAAUCCAGCGUGUAUUUUUGUUCCAGAGUCAUCUUUCGAUGUGUCCGUCGCCAUCAAGAUCUUUGUGGACAACAAUUGCCAAUUUGCCGUGCGAGGAGGGGGUCAUACAACCAACCCGGGUUGGGCCAGCACCAACUCUGGGGUGCUUAUCUCUCUCUCAAAGCUCACAGCCAUUGAGAUCAGCGAUGACACGAAGUCGGUUGUGAUUGGAGCCGGUAAUAGGUGGGGGGAUGUUUACGCGAGAAUCGGCGAGUAUAACGUUACAGUUGCGGGAGGGCGAGUCUCCGGGGUUGGAGUAAGCGGGUUUCUUCUUGGCGGUGGCCUCUCUUUCUUGAUGCACUCGGAAGGAUUUUCGGCCGAUACUGUACUCUCGUACGAGAUUGUACUGGCCAGCGGUGAAGUUGCCACCGUCACAUCAAAAUCAAACGAGGACCUGUUCAGGGCACUUAAAGGUGGGACAGGGAAUUUUGGCAUAGUAACCUCUUUCACGCUCCAAACGUACCCAAUUGGAAAAAUUCACGCUGGAUAUCUUUUCUAUGCUCCGGAUCAGACCGAGGAGCUGUUCUCACUUAUGGAAACAUAUGCUCGUGAAGGGGUUGAAAUCGAUCCAAAAACACACUUAAUUCAAGUGUUCGCAUGCACACCAUCUCAGAAUGUUGAUAUGGCCGCGUUAUAUUUGUUUUACCCCGAGCCCUUUACAAUAUCACCGCCAGUUAUCAAACCGUUCUUAGAUGCUUCUGUACAAGAAGUUAUCCAAGUCAAGACAAUGAAGGAUGCCACCGACGAAAUAAGUGCAGGGCUUCAGGACGGACUCAGAUACGAUAUACAUGCCUACUCUGUACGAGCCGAUGCAAGGCUGUUCAAACAACUCCACGAUAUCUGGCAUUCGUCUACAAUGGAGUUGAACUCGACAAUACCCGGCUGGUCCUCCACCAUGGUUUACCAAUCUAUAUCCAACAGCAUGAUUCGUGCUAGCAAUAAGAAGGGAGGGAAUGUACUUGGAUUGGAACCAGAAGACGAUCCUCUAAUGAUUAUCAGUCUCUUAUUCACAUGGAUACAACCUGAAGAUGACGACAAGGUGUAUGCGGUAAUCGACAAACUCAUGGCUACCUCUACAAGUAUUGCAGAAUCGCAGGAUAGAUUGGGACGAUACAUAUAUCUGAAUUAUGCAGGUCCUGGGCAAAACCCAAUUGAAUCGUACGGACCUGCUCAAGUACACUUCCUUCAGAAGGUCAAAGCCAAGUAUGAUCCUAACGGCGUAUUCGAAAGGCUGUCUCGGGGUGGAUUCAAGAUUCCUUCGCAGUGCCCUAAUAUUGAAGAUGGCUAUCUCAAUAUGCAGACAGGUUCACCUGAUCAACGAGCUUGUUUUUACUUUUCGUAG